AUUGCUAGCACGCGCCGUUUGCUGCCUCCAUUGCGCCCCGCUUGGACAGAGCCUGAGAGCUCCACCACCACCACCACCACAUCGUUACAACACCACACCACCAGAGCUAUCACCAUGGCAGACCAGGAAAAUGCGGGGAUGCUCCAAGAGCUCAGCGGCUACCAGCUACAAUAUGACGACUGCCAGAAGCUACUGAAGGUCUUCAAUGGCGACUUGGGGCAGGCGGCAGAGAAGUUCUUCAGCUCAGACAUAGCGACCGUGCACAAGCUCAUCGAUGGAUCAACACCGACCUGGGACGAGAGCGCAUUCGGCGCAAGCAGGUACGCUGACGAAUCGAACAAUAGUGUGCCCAGUAUGUUGGCACCCUACUCAGGCUUCGACAACCACCCUCGCAGCGGCGCCAACAGCACAGCGCCUACCCGGCCGAACUCGCGGAUAGGCACGCGCCCAGGCUCGGCGUUGUCGACACAUGUGGGGGACGAUCCCAUGCAAAGUAUCGAGAAGGGGCAGGAGUCGGGCGUUACAGGCAACGCGAAACCCGUCUUCGGACCUGCUACUCGCAGUAACUACGACACCGCCAACUGGGCCAUGGUCCCAGCCACGACUGCGUCCGAGUACAUCGCCGAUCCGCUACCGAGCCAGAGGCAGCGAGAAGAGGGCCAGCCCGCCAUCCUCAAGCCUUCACCGAGAUUCAACUACUUUCCAGCUAUGCUCACUAUCCUACAUUCGAUCCCGCAAUUUCGAAACGCGCUCUUGUCGCCCGCAGUGACGCAAGACGACUACUGGGUGGGCGAUGAAUGGUGGAAAGGCAAUCCCGCAGGACGAACACGUAUUGUGGAUAGUACAGUUGGAUGGGAUGAAGCUUAUGGACUCGAAAUCAUUUACGAGACACAACGUCUGAUGGCCUUCCUGGACAACACUGACAGGGCCUACACAACAAUAGAGUCGAUGUUGGAUAUGGACGCCUGGAAGCAACUCGAAACGCCCUCCCUCGAAGAUCCAGACGACGACAUGCUGAAGUUUCUCAUAUUAUGGAGCGCAGCCUAUGCGAGACGGAAUCCAGAUUUUCAGAUCAACGGCAUGUUGCGGUCGGUCGUCAAUGCUCAGCAACAGGUCAACAGUUUUGUCCUCGAUAGUACGGUGUCGAAGCGCGACGGGAGAGCGACAGAUAUCUACGAUGUGCUCGAUGACACAUUCUUUCCCAGCUCAGACGGAACUGCCCAUAUCAUGGACAUAAGCAAUGUCUUGAUCUUUCGACUAGAAGGCUCGAAACAAGAUGGUAACGAGCUGGGUUGCCGCGUUCCUGCGACACUUUACGCGGACCGAUACCUCGAAAAGAACAAACAUGUCAUUCAGGCAAUGUUCGAUGAGAUGGCCGUGCACAAUUCUCAACUGAACAGCAUCAAGGAUCAGACCGAUAGGCUCAAGUAUCACACGCCGGCAAAGCGCAAUUCCAAGACGGUUGAUACCUUGAAGUUGAUCAAGACGAGCAUGAAAGCUUUCCAGCCCAAGGCGGGCGAAGAGGAGCCCAACGCAAAAGACGCUCCUACGCUAGCUCAAUUACAAAGGCUGUACGAAAGUGUCGAGAGCAAGUUAGCCGCCCUUGAGGAGCAGCGCAAGCAGGCCCAGGAGGCACUCAACAACAUCUCCAACCGUUUCAAGCCUACUAUCGACGAUGGCGCCGAAGCACUGAUCGAUCUCACUGAGCCCGACUACCCCGAAGGGCAGUUCGCCCAAGACGCAAUGCACUACCCUUACCAGCUCUACGGCGUAGCAACCCGCCGCGAUGUCAUCUACCUCCUCCAUCCCGACACCACUUCCAACACUCCCGGCGCGAAGCAAUGGUGGCGCGUGCAGUACGACUCUGAAUCUGGCCCCGCAAAUAUUAUUCGCGACCGCGUUGAUCUGCAGCAGGUCCUCGAGCGAGCCACCUCCGAAGCCGCGUCUGUACUGCUCAUCUACGCUAACGAAGCCGCUACCUCUGAAGCCCCCAUCCCCUUGUCCAAGCCCCUUGAAGACUUCGUCAAGAAAGACAAGCUAUGUUUCCUUGAAGAAUUGCAGAAGAAUCACGACCUAGGGGCUGGGGGCGGAUGGGAUGAUUUUGGGGAUGAGUUGAGAGGAGAUUGGGACAAAGAGACACAUCCGCCGGAGUAUAACCAUGAUUGGGCUAACAUCAGCUCCCAGCAGUAUCAUGACGAGACGAGCAAACAAGGCUCAGGCAUGAGUUCUGCGACGCUAACACCAAAUACGGAGAUGGAUGGUGAAUCCGGGGUACGCGAGAUGGUCGAGGUGAACGGCGGUAUGGAUGCAUUGACUGGUCUGAGGAGCGACCCCAUGGAGGUAGACACACAGACACCAAGUCGCGAUACGCAGAUGGUGGACGUAAAGGAGGUGCCUGUUGAUGAACCGAAGACGCAGCACAUUGAGUUUGCGGAAAAGAAGGGCGGUUAGAAGCUGUUGCUUGAUGCGCAGGCGUACGACAAGGCUGCUCCCGAGGUCACGGUGGAUGUCAAAGAGGUGACGCCCGAGGAAACUCAGUCACGGCGCUCCUGCUUGGCGAGUGUGAUGGGCGG
This is a messenger RNA of Macroventuria anomochaeta, 2573 nucleotides long. RefSeq lists its product as uncharacterized. The record is from RefSeq and is a predicted model, not a curated record. Gene Ontology annotation, cellular component: cytosol; nucleus. The coding region runs from base 115 to 2451 and encodes 778 amino acids. Lineage: Eukaryota; Fungi; Ascomycota; Dothideomycetes; Pleosporales; Didymellaceae. The transcript has 5 exons. Gene Ontology annotation, biological process: protein deubiquitination.